Molecule: messenger RNA, 1062 nt
Organism: Gilbertella persicaria
Lineage: Eukaryota; Fungi; Mucoromycota; Mucoromycetes; Mucorales; Choanephoraceae
Product: 3-hydroxyacyl-CoA dehydrogenase
Exons: 4
Coding region: 194-1006 (270 amino acids)
Biological process (GO): fatty acid metabolic process
Molecular function (GO): oxidoreductase activity, acting on the CH-OH group of donors, NAD or NADP as acceptor; NAD+ binding
Source: RefSeq, a predicted model, not a curated record
CUCUCUUUUUUUCAUUUCUCAAUAAAUGUCAUUUGUUGUAUCAGCUGUAAGCAGACUUGCCUUAAAGAACCACGUGAAGGGACAAUUCAGGGGUAUCUCUUCGGCUGUAAGCAAAUGAUCAUCGUAUCUAUAAUUAGCUAACACAGAAUAGGUGGAAGGUGUCAAGAAGUUGGGUAUUAUUGGCUCGGGACAAAUGGGUCUUGGUAUUGCCUAUGUUGCUGCCAAUGUUACUCGUCUUCCUGUUGUACUUAUGGACAUCAACCAAGCACAAACAGAGAAAGGCAUGCAGUUUUUUGACAAACUUCUCGCUAAGGAUGUCUCUAAAAACAAAAUAACUGCUGAACAUGCCAAAAUCACGCGUGAAUUGGUCUCCACCACCAACAGUCUCUCUAAUUUGAGUGAUGUUGAUUUUGUGAUUGAAGCUGCUUCUGAAAAUCUCAAUAUCAAAUCUGCCAUUUUCCGUGAUUUGGACCAAGUAUGUAAGGCAGAUAGUAUUUUGGCUACCAAUACUAGUUCUAUCAGCAUUACAAAGAUUGCAGCUGCUACUAAGCGUGCUGAACAAGUGAUUGGUAUGCACUUUAUGAACCCUGUGCCUGUCAUGAAACUUGUAGAAAUCAUUCCUGGUUUGGCUACUCAUAAUCAAGUGCUUCAGACCACGCGAGAUUUGGCUAGUGCUAUGGGCAAGACGACUACUGUAGUUCAAGACAUUCCUGGUUUUGUUGCUAAUCGUCUUUUGAUGCCUUAUAUCAAUGAAGCAGUCAUGCUCUUGGAAUGCGGAGCUGCUAGUGCCGAAGACAUUGAUACUACUAUGAAGCUUGGCACAAACAUGCCAAUGGGUCCCUUAACUUUGGCUGACUUCAUUGGAUUAGAUACUUGUCUUUCUAUCAUGAAAGUACUUUAUGAAAACACAGGUGACUCCAAGUAUCGCCCAAGUGUUUUGCUUCAAAAAUACGUGGAUGCUGGUUGGAUGGGCAAAAAGAGUGGAAGAGGCAUCUAUAGUUACUAAUAAAUUGACUGAUUUAAAUUCAGCUAGUGAUUAGCAUCUACCUAAUAAUAACAAUC